AUGGCUGCAGUAUCGCCGGUCGAACAGCUGUCAAACGAUCUUCUCUCCGCUAUCCUCCAUCGCGUCGGCCGAUCCGGCCAGUUCCAGCACGCGCUUGUGUGCAAGAAAUGGCAUCGCAUCGCCCGUAGCGUGCACGACCACAUCCAGAUUCGCGAAGAGCGUCGCAUGCGUCCUCGCGAGCUGCUCGCACUACUCUCGUCAUUCCCAAGGCUCCGAAAGCUCGUCCUCGCCGUCGGCAGCAUCACAUCCGUCCCUGACUCCCUCCUCUCGGGGAUUGCCGACACGUGUCCAGAUCUGACGGACCUCCACGUCGAUUCGAUGGAACGAGAGUGCCGGCAGGGGGGGUUCACUGAGAACUCACUCUCGGAUCUCCUGGAGAAGUGCACGCGGCUGGAGGGACUUCAUCUUCAUUGUCAGUCGAAACUGACCGCCAUUCCCGCGUCAAUCGGCGGCCUUUCGUCACUCAAGAGCCUGCACAUCACCGACAGGGGGGGAAUCGCUCGCCUUCCAGACGCGUUCACCUCGUUACAGGCACUCGCGCAUCUCGUGAUUGAAAUGCGCAGCCUGGUUGAACUGCCUCAGGGCUUCGGCAAUCUGAGGCGGCUCAAGACGCUCCGCCUGAACGACUGCAUGCAUCUCACUUCCAUUCCCAAUCCUUUGGGGCAGCUUACUGGCUUGAUGCAACUUUCCUUCAGCGGGUUCGAGAGGCUUCAGCUGCCCGAAUCCAUUUCCAAUCUUUCAUCGCUACUGACCCUCGAAAUUUUCAACGGCCUCAUCCUUUCACCGCUGCCCGAGGGGUUCGGGAACCUGCCGGCGCUUGAAACCCUACGUUUGGAGGAUGUGGGGGGGAGCACAGAUCUGCCCGAGAGUAUUGGGCAGCUGCUUUCUCUAACGGACCUUAUCCUCGUGUCCCGAACACUCCAGCAUCUGCCUGACGACCUCGCUCUUCUGCCACGCCUACGCACGCUCAAGCUAUACGUUGGAACUGCCGUGCACCUGCGUCCCUCCACAUACCUUGCCACCACACUCAAAGACCUCACCAUUGAAAACUCUGCAACUCUACAUUCUCUGCCCGAGGAAUUCGGGCAGUUGACUGCCCUAGAGGCCCUACGCCUGGUUGACCUUUCUGAGCUCCACAGCCUGCCCGCGUCGCUUGGCAGCUUGACGAGCCUCAAGGAGCUGAAAAUAUCCCGUUGCCCGGCGCUGGCACAGCUUCCAGACGGCCUGAGCCUGCUGUCUUCUCUCGAGCAGCUGGACAUCAGUCACUGCUGCGAGCUGACAGCACUACCGCAGGGCAUGGGGAAUGGCCUGCAUCGCCUGCUCAGACUGAUUCUAGUCCAAUGCACAGCUCUCGCCGACCUCCCUCCAUCCUUCUCUGGCCUCUCCUCACUCGAAACCCUAGAAAUCAGUGACGCAACCAGCCUAGGCACGCUACCAGACGUGUUUUCCCACUUGACAAACCUUAAGGAGCUCUCUUUUUACUGCUUGCCGCACCUGUCCGCCCUGCCUCCCUCCCUCCCUGCCAUCGGCCGUUCUCUCACCAAGCUCGAGCUGCUCGAUUGCCCGCAAAUCACAGCGCUGCCAGAGGAAAUCGGACGGCUGGGAGCGCUUGAAAGACUCACGCUCUACAGUCUACCCAACCUGAAGUCGCUCCCUCGCUCGCUGUGUCAGCUGCUGCAUUUGAAAAAACUGCAGUUGAAAUACUGCAACGCGCUACAGUCACUGUUUGGGGAGGAAAACCAGGGAGCCGCAUCACAUGGCCGUGGGGCGGGAAGCACCCGCCUCGAGGUACCUGGUCACACGGGUAGCAGCAAUGCCGCUGGCAGCUGUUUGGGAUCCGAGGAGAGUGGCACGGGUGUGUCACUCCCAUCCCUCAAGGUUCUUCAAGUAUGGGGCCUUCCAGUGCAGCUGCUCGCGCCAUCACUGGGUUACUUCUCAUCCGUAACCUUCCUGGAUGACUUCUGGAAGCUCUCUGCUUUGAAGGAACUCUCGCUCUCGUCACUGCCCAAACUCCGCAGCCUGCCCGAAUCUUUUGCCCAGCUGCCCGCGCUGGAGAAGUUGGAAGUGAUCGACUGCAAGCGGCUGACUCAGUUACCCUCAGGCCUUGGGCAGAUGCGGAAGCUGCAGGGAUGCAUUGUCUCUAGCUUCCACCGGCGGGAGCCAAAUUUAAGGUUCGUGGUUCACGCAGCGAACCUGGACGAGGGAGAGCGUGUGGUGGAUGACUCGCAGGUCGGGGAGGAGGAGGAGGAAGAGGAUGAGUCGGAGGGAGAAGAUGACUCGGAGGGAGAAGAUGACUCGGAGGGAGAAGAUGACUCGGAGGGAGAAGAUGACUCGGAGGGAGACGAUGACUCGGAGGAUGAGGAUGAGGAUGAGGAGGAGGGCGAGGAUGAGGAGGAUGGGGAGGAUGAGGAGGAGGGCGAGGAUGAGGAGGAGGGGGAAGAGGAGGAGGGGGGGGAGGAUGAAGGGGAAGUCGGGACAGCUGAGGAGGAUGAGGGGCGUGAAGGCGAAAGGAGUGGAAGGGAGGGAAGAGAGGGGAACGAAGGGGAGGGGAGCGAAGGGGAGGGGAGCGAAGGGGACGGGGAUGAAGGGGAGGGGAACAAAAGGGAGGGGAGAGAAGGGGAGGGGAGCAAAGGGGAGGGGAACGAAGGGAAUGGGGGCGAGAGGGAGGGGAGCUAA
Molecule: messenger RNA, 2676 nt
Organism: Closterium sp. Naga37s-1
Lineage: Eukaryota; Viridiplantae; Streptophyta; Zygnematophyceae; Desmidiales; Closteriaceae
Source: the annotation of a GenBank genome assembly